Molecule: messenger RNA, 16331 nt
Organism: Lymnaea stagnalis (great pond snail)
Lineage: Eukaryota; Metazoa; Mollusca; Gastropoda; Lymnaeidae
Source: the annotation of a GenBank genome assembly
GCCAUCUGCAAUACAUUGUUUAGAUCAGCUGCUAUAACCCGUGAUGAUAGAACAUUACGGAUAUAUAUUUAGUUGUUAAUGACUUAACGCUUGAAAAUAAUAACGUUCAUUUCUGACAAUGGGUUCACAUUUCAUCUGUUCAGGAAUUACUCAUCGUAUAUGCUUACGCAUAUGCAGUUUUAUUUUCUAAGUAGGAGAUGGCUCGACCUGCAGAACGAAUGAGGCUGAAAGACAAAAUCAUCGAUAACAUUUCCAAGGCUAUAAAAUCGGUUCGUCUUGACACUCAACCUUAACAAUUACUUAAUAAUUUAGUUAUCAUUUAAUAUAGUUAUGAUAAUUAAAGUAUAAUGAUUCGAUUUCAUGGUAUUAAAUUAUCGUAGUUUCUUAAUCUUAGUGCGCUCAUUUAGUGUUAGUGUUACGAGUAUGAGUCACGUCACUCACUGUUAUUAUUAUUAUGAUAUUAUGAAAUUAAAUUAAAACAAAAUGAUGUAGGCCCUUACAUUAAGUUACAUGUCCUAUUUAAUUGCCUCUUAUUAUUAUUAUUAGAAUUAUGAUAUUAUAUAAUUUAAUGAUAAAUAGUUUAGACAAAAACUGUUAACUUAAUUAGUGGAGUACUAUUAUUUAUAGUAGGCUAAAUAUAAAUAAAUUAAAAUAUAAUUUAGUCAGUUCUAUCAUUAUCAUUAAAGUUAAUGUUAAAGUUAAAGCUUUAGUCUUAGUUUUAGACUUAAGAUUUAGGAUUAGGAACAAAAUAAAAGUUAAAACUGUAAAUAUAGUAAUAGCAAUUAAUUCUAGUAUUAAAUUAUAGGCAGUGUAGCGCGCCGGACGUCUAUCUCCCGCACUAUGUGUCCGGCGACCAAGUCACAUGACCGCCGUAACAAAGUGGCGAGAGAUAUCGUGUCGGUCAGCCUUGUCACGUGACUGCGAAUAAUUCAAAACUAUUGUUAAUUUUAAAAUCUAUUUCUCUACCAAGUAAUGUACUGAGUAUCUUGAAUGCAAAUAAUAGAAAAAGAAACUUAAGUGAAAGUGGCUUGUAAACAUUUUUGUUUAGUUUGUUAUUUUUUGUGUACCAGUAAUCCAUAAAAUAAAUUAGGGGCCAGUGUGGCAACCAAUAAAAGUUAAAGAUUUCAUUUUAAAUUAUUUCAAUUGCUACAAAAUAUUUAAAAACUUCUCAUGAAACUACUGUUGCUGAGGAACAUGAUAAUAUAAAUAUAUACAAAAUAUUUUAAUUAAAAUGGGAAGAAAAAAAAUGACCCUAUCCCCGGUAUAGAUCCUCAAACAUUCCUAUCGUCAAGCAACCACUCUACCACUAGACCAGACAGGAUGUACUAAAUCGUACUUCGUUUGGAAUUAUAAAAACUACUAGCCGUCCGGCCAUGUCCGGCGGUCACGUGACAAGUCGCCGGACAUGUAUCUUGCGCACUACACGUCCGGCGCGCCGGACGUGUAGACACUUCGUAAAUUAUAUUAGUAUUAGUAUUAGUAAAUCAAUGAGUAGGCCUAGUCUAAAAAUAAAUAAUAAUGAUGUGUAAGUGUAAUAAAGGGUUAUAAAAUUGAGGCUAUUGGGCCAUAGAACUCAUCAGUUAUUUUUGGAAUUCUUUUUGGUAAAUGUUACCUGUGUCAUAAAUUCCAUGCAGAGUUCUUUGGUUGAAUGACUUAGGAGGUGUGAUGCAUGCAUACCACUCUUAAGUCUUAGCUUUAAAAAUGUAACUUUAUUAUUAUUAUCAUAAGUAUUGGAGCCUAUCGUAUAAGGGAAUUUACUAAAUCUAUGACUAUGAUAAAAUAAAGAGACUGAUUUAUAUGUUUGUCUAUUAUUGACUAUUGCAGAAAAUUAUGUAGCCCAAUUUAAGGAAUAUUAGGCUAUUAUAUAUGCCUGUGAUUAAUUUGAAUGUUGAGAAAAUUUAAUAUUAUGGGUUAACUUAUUGUUUAAAAAAAUAUGUUAGCAUUAGCAAUACUUUCCUUUCACUGCAUAAUUAACUGUGCUUAGAAACUACUCACGAGGAGCCUCAUUUGAAAACUAACUUUCAUGUCUUUUUAAAAAAAUGUUAGAAUACCUAGGUUGUCUCAAAAUCUAAGUUCUUAAUUUUUUUCCACUACACGAAACUCAGAUUCAGGAAUUGCUCUUCUACCAAGCUAAUGACCCUGUGCUUGGAAGUGGGGCAAGUGAACUUGGUGUUACUUUAGGAAAUGGAGACAGACCCUGUCAUAAACUGUGCGAAAACUUAGACCAUGCCAUGCUUCAUGGGUUAGUUAUAUAAAUUUCAUAUUUUAUCGCUGUAAAUGAUUACCUCAUUAAUAUUUUUAAUGUGCAAGUUAAAUUAUUUUUCACUUUAUUUCCGAUAAGGAAUCAACCAUUACAUUUUUGUAAGAGUUUUAUUCCAAAAAUAAAAAGAUUAUUUUUUAAAUUUCCAUGCAUUAAAUUCUAUGUAUUCUUCAAGUUGCAACACUUGAAAUUUAUUAUAAUGAAUAACAAUAAUAAAUCAGAUGUAUUUAUUAAAAUUAAACAAUUGAGAGAUAAAUUAACAAUGAUACAUCUUUUCAUCAAUAUUUGAAAUUUUUUGCAUCUCUUCAGAUUGAAGGAAGUGACUCAUGGCUACUGGCGAGUUGUUAAACAAUUGUCACACAAAGGCAUGAUCAGGGAUAUAGAGAUACUAGUCAAUGUCACUACUGAUUUGGGUAGAGGUAUGUAAAUAUAUUUGUUAUUUAUUUCUUGCUAAGCCCCUCCCGUGUGAACAUUUUAAAGCCAGUAUGGGGAGAGCGUAGUGUUUAAAGUGGAAUAUUCUGAUGUUGAUUCAAAUUAACAAAAUUUAGGAAAAUGAGCCGUCUUCCUUAAUAACCCAAACCCAUUCCAUGUUAAACAAGAUUCUUGUUUACACAAUAUUCAUUGAUUCGCUCAGAAUCUUAGACACAAUUUUACACAGAUUUGUAUGCAUGUCUUAAAAGAUGUAAAUAGAAAAAUGAGAGAAGAGAUUAUAUAAAAUGCUGAAUGUUUAAUUUAAUAAUUUUUUUGUAUCAACUUUUCAAAUAAAGCUUGAUGUAUUCAGCCCUUUUAAAAAUGUAUAUCUCAUAUAUCUUCAUUGGUUUAAAAGAAAAAGUGACAAGAUCUUGUCUCAUCUGCAGGACGUGCAUGGCUCUAUGCAUCUCUCAAUGAAGGCCUGCUGGAGAGCUACAUCAAACUAUUGGGAGACAAUGACAAGCUUUUAAAGAAAUAUUAUGCAAAGGAUGCCCUGCUACUUGAUGGUGAUGUAAGACCUUUCUUUCCUCAAACAAUUAAAAAGUAUAUUAUACUGUGUCCUCCAUUUACCUGAUCUACUCAAAUUUACUCCUGCAUACAACAACUUUAUUUAUGUAGUAUAUGUAUAAUUUACCAUGUUUUAAUUUUAAAAACGGCCCAUUUCUGACUAUAAUUAUUUUCUCCUAUAACAAUAAAUAAUCUACUAUUUUCAUAAACCUAGUAAAAUCUGAACUACAAGACUCUUAUGUGUUGUUAAUCUAAAGCACAUUGGAAUUAUCUGCGCAUGGGUUAAAUGGUUAAAUAGCGUUUAAUUUAUUUAUUAUUUUUGUAUUUAGUUAAUUAUACCUUAUUUCAUACAAUGAAAUAUAUUUUUAAAUAUCGCUAUCACCUAUGGCCCAACUUUUAGCUUUGAUUAUUCUUAUUUAUUUGUAUUUAAUUUUGUAUUAUUGCCAUUAUAUAUUUUGCGAUAUCCUUUGAUAUAAAUAAUUUUUAAAAAUGUAAUGACAUCUUUAAACAUUAUUAUUCACCCAGUCUUCAUAACAGACCAUGAGAUAAUAUUUUUGGUUGACUGAAUCUUUUUCUCUAACUCAUAAUGAUCUUCUUUGGGGUUUAAAAAUACUUUUCUCUGCAGAGAAUGAAUCAGCUGCUAACCUUGACCUCUGGCCUUGACUGUGUGACAUUUGCAUUAAAUUAUGUAAGCAUUCAUUCAAUGUUUCUAGGAAGUCAUGUGUACAAUUUUCUCGGAACAGAUAUGAAAGAGUUCUAUGCAUAGUAAAGUUAUUCAUGUUUGUACGGUAAAAUAAUAUUUAAAGUGAUUAAAUAAUAAUAAUGAUGAUAGUUAUUUAUUACUUUCUAAAUUGCCAAUUGUGCCACAAGAUGUAAAGGCAAAGUUUUUAACGUAGAGAUGAAAAUAUAUUUUGGAAAAGUUGCUGCGUUUGGGGUAUUUGUGAAAAAUGCUCUUGAUAUUUUAGUUAAAUAAUCUAUGUAAAUAAAUUCUAUAUGUCAAACAAUGAUUCAACUUUUUGUUGUAUCACAUCUCCCAGGACUUGCCCUAUCUUGAUCUAAAUGCCUACCCACCUCGCAGUCGGACUGACACAGAGAUGGAGGGAGAUGUCUACACAGGGUCCCCUGCAUCUCGUAUCAACAGUAUCAGCUUUUUAAGGACCGACAGCAUGAGAUCAGCAUCAGAUGUAACUAAUUAAAACUUAAUGAGAUUUUCUACACCUGUCAUCUGUGUCACAGAUUUCGCAAUCUUUAUGUCAUGCACCGUUUUCUUUUUUAAUACUAAAUAUGACAGCAUCUUUAAAAGCAAUAUUAUUUAUAUAUUUUUGCAGGAUAAAAUCAUAUUUUACUUUUUGGUCUAACUUUUACACUUGAUUUUGAAACUUGGUUCCCUGGGCGAACUCAUCAAUUUUACAUAAAUGUGCUCAAAACUCUUGGGUGUGCCAGAAUUUGAUGGUUCAUAUUAAGCACUGAAAAUAAUCAAGAUUUGUUUUCUAUUUAAUUGAAACUCACAUACUUUUGAACGUAAAGGGUGAUGUCAUUGCACUAAAUUUCACAAAAUGAAUAUAUUUCUUGCUAACCAAACAGUUUGCCCCAAGCUCACCAGACUUCAGAAAUGGACUUCGGAGUGAUUCUGACUGCGCCAGCAUGACCAGCUUGGAUGCUCACUCACAGACGGACCAGGCCUUUCACAUGAGGGCCAGCACAUACUCAGAAGAUUCUGGCUAUCCCAACGACGGCAUCGUCAGCAGCUCCACCAGACAGCGCAGCAUCACUCCCACGGAUGUGUACGUCCAUUCAAAACCCAGGAGUGGAACGCCAAGCGACACUUUGUCGAUGACGUCGCUGGGGUCCGUCGGUGACCCAGACAGGCACCAGCGUUUGGAGAGCAUUGUUCCUGCUGGAGAUGAGGAUAGGGAGAGUGAGUCUCUUGAAGUCAUUCGCAUACCCAAGCCCAAGGAUAGAAGUACCAAACAGAAGAAGAAAAAACAUGCAUCAAGCAAGAAGCGUGCCGCUGAGAAAGUGAGCUCAUCGCAGUCUCAGGGAGAAGCAAAAUCGGGAGAUUCGGCAACAUCACAUUUGUCUUCAAAUCAAACUGAAUCUUCAAAGGUGGUUGGCAAAGAACACAACGGCUCUCAAAAUGCUGAUAAAACAAUGAAAUAUGCACAAAGUUAUGUCACUGAAAGCCAGGGGCCCCAAAGUGUGGCAGAUUCAGAGCACCCUGAUGGUGGCAAAGAGAUCACCGUCGCAUCUUUUCCUCAGUUUGAUUCAGGGGUAGACAUAUGCGGGUUGACGGAAGAAACUGAGCCAAAGACACCAACCGACGUUCGCCGGGCCCGUGAAAAUGGCGACGUCAACUCCUCCGGUGCCCCCACGGAGGAUUCAUCCAGUCACACCAGAGAUGAGACUUCUAGAUUGUCCUGGCAACAAACGAAAGGUCACAUGUCAUCCUUGGCGAAAAUUGAGGGUAAGAUAGCUGAGCUCUGUCAUGUGGAGAAAGGGCACGAGGCUUCAACCCAAAUUAGAACUGCUCACCUGAAUGACAGGAAUGUUCAGGUGACAAAAGACAAACAUUUGGUUGGCUCAAAAGUGGAGGUCAUCGGAGUGAAUCCAGAUUCAGGACAAAAGUCAAGUCCUGACUUGCCACGUCAUCGGGAUGACAACAUGUCUGUUCAAAGCACAUCUAAGACCUCAGGGGUAUCCACUUUAAACAAGUCCAACACAUCUUUGGUUAAUUCCGAGGAUAAAAACAAAGCUGUGACAUCCUACAAACAGGUCAAUAAGUCCUGCCCUGAAGCUGAGCACAACCCGAGAAAUUCAGUCUGGUCAGUCCAGAAUGAUGAAAGGGUCAGUGACGUGGCGGGUGGCCAAUCUGCCCAGGAGCGUGAUGAUGAAUUGGACUUUUAUUCCAACCCUGGCUCCAACAAGGAGAAUGUGGAUUCAAGGGAUCAAACUCAAACCAGAAGUGAGUCCUCAGAAGUGGCUGCCAAUGCUCAGGCAGCCUCACAGCUAAAGGUAAUCUGUUACUGUUGGCAUUGCUCCAAAUGAUUUUUUAGAUGUGACCUUUCCUUGUUUUUAUUUAUUGUUGAGUCAUUUUACUGAACUUGAACAGCUUGACAUUUUUUGUGUGGAAAUAUUAAAGACUUGGAUAAGGAUUUAAUUGUUUUUUUUUAAUAUCCGCUCAGCUGGGGCUUGUGCGUUUUAACCACUAUGUUACUUAAUGUGAACAAUUUGUUUGGUUUCAAAUUUUGGAGGUUACCAUUAGCAAACUUCACCGUGAACUAAAUUGUCUUUCCUUAUUUUCUGCCAUAAUGCAUAAUGCUUUAAAAAAAUUAUUAAUAGCCAUGGCAUCGUCCAAUAACAUAACUUGAAUAUUUCAGGAUUAUGUGGCUUACAUCCUUCAAAGUUCCGAUUCUUCACCAGGAAUGACAGUUAGUGACAAAAUCAACAAAUACGAGGAACAAGUGGAUUUGGCUGUCGAGUAAGGGAAACUAAUAUAUUUUCAAACAUCUUAACUUUAUAACUUUAAAAAAGUAAUGGGAUGCCUUUGGAACGAGAUUUUGUUCUAGCUGCCAUUGUAUACUCUCAAAAAUAUUUUGUGUGUGUAAAGAAUUUCUAUGCUGUGCCAAUGAUCUGAUGGAUGCUCCUUUAUUUGCAAAAAAACCAAAGCAUCGGUGUUAUUUAAGUUUUUUAAUUUUUGGUCUUAUAGCUUAGACAACAACACCAAGCUACAAAUUAUGCUGGACAUCAUGACCCAUGAAGAUGAAAAAUUUAUCCAGGUAUUGACUAUUAAACAUUUUUUAAAAAUAUUCUUAGCACUUGAUGCCCCGUUGACCGAUCUUAACCUUUAAGGAGGUAAAAGUCAUGUGGACAUUUUUUUUUUUAAAACCGAAUGCGCUAUGUAGAUAUUAAGUAUUGUAAUCUCUUGUCCCUACGUUACAAAGAAACGACAAUGUGACUGAAACAAAAAACAAUUUUAUGUGAGGUGGAUGAUAUAAACAAAUAAAUGUAUAUGUCUUCUUUCAAAACAAUAAUGUAAAGCAGUGUUUACCAAAUGCCGGGCCAUGAAAGCAAAGUUACUGGUCGGCGAAAGAAGGGAAAAAAAACGUUUGAAAAUCCAGGGUAGAUUAUUGUGACGUAACAGCGAUAUGCCUAAAACAGUAUAAUAUAUGAAAACUGUGCAGAAAUUUAGAUCUGUUACAUGUUACCUGAAAGCCAGUAAAGGCCAUAAAAAUGUUAGUGGGUCAUGAAGGAGAAGUUUAAAAAAAAAUAACAGUGUCACGAAAAAUAAAGUUUGGGAAACGCUGACAUGAACUAUGAUCAUUUGAAUAAUCUUGAAACAUUCUGGUGCAUCAUGUAGUGUCUUCACUGAUCUUGCCAGAUCCCAAAGUCGUUUAAAAAAAAUUAAAAAUAAGUUUUGAUCAAAUAGAACCUUUUUAUUGAUCUUGACAAAAUGCAAGUAAACGGAUAACUUUUAGACUGCCCUUUAGUCUUUUGAACAGUUCAUGAAUAAUUUUUUCAUUGUAAUAAAUUAUUACUUUUGAGGUUUACAAAAAAUUAUUUUCAGAUGUAUGCAUCCAGGGAAAAUCAGGUUGAAGGGGAUUCCAGUGUGGUCUAUAUUCUUAUAUCAGAUCAAUGCCUCUACCUGCUCAAGUACAGAGAAGCCAGUCGAAAGUUUGUUCUCCACUCUAGCGCCAUGUUGGUGGAUCUGAUAUUUAUUAGUGUAAGUGUCUAAAGAUAGAGCUCUUCCAUUGCUAAGCAAAGAACCUCAUUGAGAUCUCCAAACUCACACAUUUGAUUUUCUAAUUAUUUGCCGUUUCUGGUUUUGUUCUGUCUUCAAGCAUUUUAGCCGAAAAAUCCUUUUAAUUGUCCCAUCUUUUCAUUUUAAGCCUACUUUAAGAUUUACAGAUUUAUCUAUCGCUAUUUUGACAUAAGUAUCUUCUUUUUGCAAUCCAUUUUAAUAAAUUUUCUAAUUGAAGUAAAAGUUUUGAGUUAACUCUUUGACUCAGGUGAGCCGACUGUACAGACUUGCAGAUAUUCUGCUUCUGUCCAUAAGCUGAUCGUACCAGCUCACGAUUUAACAAUAAUUUUGUAAAAAAAAAAUUUAAAAAAAUGGAAGUACCAGUAGUUUAAAGGUUAGGUGUCACCUUACCAUGUUGUUUGAGCCAUUUUGCUGCAUGAUUCAAUAAGCUGUUACAUGUUUACAGGCUGAUUUGGUUUACUUUGAUUGAAUUUCCGAGUGCCUAUUUUCUGAUUUCUCAAUUUGAGCCAAGCGAACCAAGAAUAUGCCCCCGUUUUAGACUUACUGCUAGUGAAGCUCUAGAGAAAUAUUCAAACACUGCAAUAUGAUAGAAAAAAUAAUAAGUUGUUUUACAUCUCAGACGUCUGAGUAAGAGAGAUGUCGACAACCACAUGUUGAAAGUUGGUGUGACAGAUGUAUCAUCAGUGGAGGGGGGAAGGAGGUCAUUGGCCUGAACUAAAGUUGGAAUACAUUUACACCAAGAGCCAGAGGAUGGUUCAUACAGUUUUGCUAAAACUAACGAACCUGAGCUGUUCACUGAUGCUUGUAACAGUACCGAUGUCAUCCGCUUGCCAACAACUGAAACUUUACGAGUCUGUGUGGACGACAAGCCUCAGUUAUCUAAAGGGAGUGGUGAGAAGUGGACAGAACAGCAGAUAAUUGUUGAACUCAGAAAGUCACAAUGUUUAUCCAAGUCUACACUACAGAACACAAACUAAACGUAAAGAUUGUCUGUUAAGCCAUAUCAACAUCACACUACACAAACUCAAAGUAUAGAUUGUCUGUAAAGCCAUAUCCACAUCACACUACACAAACUCAAAGUAUUGAUUGUCUUAUCCUCAUGACAGAUGACACCUCACUGGAUUUUAUUAUCUGUGUGCAAAUAAAACCUUGACAACUAAAGAAAUCACGACUCAGUGUUUGGAAAUUUCAAGUGUGCAACCGGACAGGAUUAUGAAAUUUUGAGCCAUUUCAAAUAACUGUAAAAGAACACACAAAUUCUGCCCAAAAGACUACUACUCAAAUGUGUCUGUAAUAGUCCAUGAAGAUGGUGAAUCAAAUGUGAUUUCAGUCAAUACUGAAUAUACUCUGUUGUCAACAUGACAGUCAGAAAAAAGCAGAGCCUCUACUGGAAUGAUUCUAGUUUUUUUUUUUUUUCUACUAAGACUAUGGAAGUUUAUCGAAAUCCUGAUUCAUUGGAUCAAAAAGACUCAGAGAGUGAGGCUGAUGAGUUGAGCAACUCUUCCUCACUCUAACCAAAACACACCUUUAGAUAUUACUAAGAUUCACCUACAGCCUCUCAUCCUAACGUUGAUCCCUAUUCUAUCCCUAUUCUUAACUGGUGUCGGGAAAAUUACGCUCAGGGCAAUGGCAAUGUGAUUAGGUUAUGUUUUUAUUGUAACUUUGCUGCUCUGAUUUUUAUACCAUGGUGUGUUUUACUACAAAGCGUGCUAUUUCUUUAUUUCCACUAAUUUUGAAAACCUUUGGAUGUUUUAUUGUUCAUUAGAUUAAUUUUUGUAUCAGUCUAAUAAUGUUAGGAGUGAUCUUUUUUUUAAAGGGAUAAAUUAUAAACUGAUGGUGUGCAGAUUUUCAAUAAUUUUUACUAUCAAUUUGUCCUUUUUUUAAAAAUUAACUAAUAAACAAAAUUCUUGUUACAAUUCCAAACAAUGUAUAAUGACGACAUUCAAUUCCCUUUCAAAUGAUGGAUAACACUUCAGGUCUAGCAUUUAUAUUAUGGUUCAGAUAAUUAGAAAAUGAUCUGAUGGUAGUUAAUGAAAAUUUAUUAUUUGUUUUUCUGAAGCUAUAUGGUUUACUGAAUUGUGUAAUUAUAUUCUUCGAUAAAAAUUGAGGAAAAUCUGAAGAUAUAUUGUUUAUUUGAAAUAAAUAUAUAGAUCUAGUACUUUGACAUUUGGGAAUUAUUAUUUCAAUACAUUUUUUGGUCUGCUGUCAAGGAAAUUCUUUUUUUUUAAUAGUCCAAAUUUACAUCAACAGACAAGUAAAUUCAAUUUCUUUUCCAUUGAUAUACAAUACUUGGGGUCUAUCUCUUAUAAUAAUCCCAGGAUUUAGAUUUAAGUUUAAAAGUGGUCUUGUUUUUUGCUAUGUAUGACAGUGCUUGGUAAAACCAUAGAAAUAAGACCGGGGAGUUAAUGAGUGAAUUUUUAUUUUAAAAAAUUUUUUUGGCCAAAUAUUUAUUAUUUUAAGAUUUCAUUGUUAUUGUUAAAUUUUGUUUGGCUAUUAAUAUACCAUUUUUAUCAACAAAUUAUUGCUUUGGUUAUUCUUCAAGUUUCAUGCUGAUUAUGUCCAUUUCUUUCUCAGACGGGCCUCAAUGACCAGACAAUGAAUAUAGAAAGUCGUGGGAAAAACAAGCAGAAGCAGCGGCUCUUCAUCACACCUGGCCACCAGGCCCUGACAAAGUAAGAAGAAAGUCUUCCAGGUUAAUUUGUGUUUAAACCCAAUUCUAAGAAUUUAUAUUGUUUCUGGGCUGUAUGAUAAAAUGAUGGGCCAGACAAUAUUUGAAUCUCUGCUUUGAGAUUUUGUGUACAUUCCUUGAUUAUUUGUUAGAGAUUAAUGGGCAGUGCAGUAAAAUGUUGAAUAUUUUGUUAAGGGCUUUAACUGUGCAAUUAUCCGAGUUGUGUACAGCCAAAAAGGAAUGUUCAAAUAUAUUAACAUUUUUAAUUAUAAAUAGGGCUGUUAUUCAAUAUUACUUUUUUGUUAUAAUAUUACAAAGUUUUUGGUUUUUUUAAGAAGUGUGUGUUUUUUUGCAUCUUCCACUAAGUUAGCAUUCUGUGUUUUUUUUAGAGCCAUCCUGACAUGUCUGACUGAGGCUGUAAGAAAAGCAAAUGAAAACUUCACCUCUGUAAGAUCAAGGUUUAGUGUUGGGAGUGAGGUCCCUUUGCAGAAAAUUGCCCUGAGGAAAUACAUCUCUAAGGAGCUUCACUGUGAAGUAAGCAAGUUGUAUUGCAGAACUAGCAAACUGUUAGUCAUGCUUUAAAAACCUUUUUUAAAAAACCCCCCCCCCCCCCCCAAUCAAUGGUAACAUUUAAAAUGAUAAAUAUAUCUCAAUCACUUCCAAAUAUAGAAAGUUUUGAUUGUUGUAAAAUGUACAUUUAGAUGGGCAGACAGAAAGUGAUGGCAACCAGUAGGUGGAGCUGUGUUUCUAUAUAAAUAAAUUCAUCUCUUUCCAUCCACAAGUGCUAUGUAAGAUGAAUAAUUGUUUGCUUCUAUAUCUUUCUCCAGACCACUGAUGUGAGCAUCAAUGACUAUUCUCUUGUGUUUUGGGAAGAUCCAUCUAGCUCCCCCAGCCAUCAAGCAGAUGGCUCUCACAAGGCAGGGAAGCUACUCCUACGGACACAAGACCCCAUCAAAGGUUUUGUGUGGAAACCUGUCUAUGUGGUGAUCAAGUAAGAAGGGAUAUCCAUUGUUUCAUCAUCUCUUACUGCAAGGUGUGGUGGUGGGUUGAUCUGUUUUUACGAUUGGUUGUGUAUGGCCAUAAAUGACAUGGAUAUCAGUUCAGGCAUUUGCCACAGGUCCAGUGUUAGACAAUGAUGGAUGGCGGAUUCGUACAAAACACAAGAUAUAUCAAUUGUUUGAAGACCCACCCAGGCAGAUUGUGCUGGACGGAACAACUUGAGAGGAUGCAAGAUUGUAGAGCAGCAAAAGUGAUCUACAGGCAUAAAACUAGGGGCAGGCGGCUCACUUGUCAACCAAGUCUGAGGUGGACUGAAGAUGUAACAUUGAAGGUUGGGGUCGUCCACUGCCACACAUGUGGAAAACUUACAAAUUACUGCUGCAGCACAAAAUUCUUGAUGGCAUAUGAUCCCUCGGCAUGGUACCUGUAUUACCAGCAUUUGAUGGGCAUGUGCCAACGGCAAUAGUAAGAAAAUUUCAUGAAGUUAAUAUGACACGUUAAGAUGAUUGGGGUCGGAUUUAACUCCCCUUCUUUGGGGAUUUGUUAUUAGCCGGGGGUCCGCGCAUGGAGAUGGAAAGCUAUGAUCCGUCCGAAUGGAAGGAUGUGUUGAAGCAGGCCGGGGCUCUACACAGGCUGUUGCGCCACAGAUGAUGAUAAUGUUUGCCACUGGAGGUGGGGUGUGGGGAUAACAGUGAGGAUGGGUGGGGUGGUAUCCAGUCCAAUUUUGCUUUUUUCAUGUCAAGUUUCAUGGAAAUAAAAAACAUUAUAACAAUUUUAAAAAGAUAUUUAUUUAAGUCCUAGUGUCAUGCUAAGAUGUCCAUUAUUUUAAAUAUUAACUGAAUUUAAUUUUCAAGACUUGGUAAAAAAAACAAAAAACAUUCUUCUAAACAUUUUCAGAAAUUCAAUGCUGACCGUGUCAAACAACAAGUCUGACCCCCGCCCCCACUCGUACCUGGGCCUCGGGGGCGACCAGUGCGUCGGAUGUCGUCACAUCUCGUUACAGGACCGGAACAACUGUGUUGAGCUCGUCACAGCCAACGGAGGGAGCUGGUUCCUGUCGGCGGCUUCAGAGACUGAGAUCAUGGAAUGGGGGCACGCACUGUGUCUCGCUGUCUCGCAGGGCAUGGAGGUACUCACCCGGCUCUGAAAUGUUGAUUGUUAACACCAACCCAACACCAACUCAACACCAACUCAACACCCUAACGCACUCACAAUAAAUAUGCUCUGACAAUUUUACCUUAAUUCUUUUAACAAAAAUAGGGAUAUACUGACUUCUUUAACAAAAUAGGUAUACACUGAAUUCUUUAACAUAAUAAGGAUUGAAAUGUCUUCAACAAAAUAAGGAAAAUACUUUAUUUACUGUAGGUCAAUACAUUUUACCUUUUUUUGCAUACAAAUCCCUUUUAAACACAUUUGGAUAUUAGAUUUUUAAGUAUUGUUUAAGUGCGACCCCACAAAUUUAUAAUUGUUAUAUAUUGUUAGAACAGUGUGACCCAAAAAUUUAUAAUAGUCACACAUUGUUUAAACAAUAUGACCCCACAAAUUUAUAAUGGUCACAUAUUGUUUAAACAAUGUGACCCCACAAAUUUAUAAGCUUAUACGUGUUCAAACAGCUAUAGCUUGUAAGGUCACAUUCAUUAUUGGUGUUUAAAGUCCUGGCCUUACAUUGAAUUUAGGACAGCAGUUCACUGAGGACUUGCGUGCCGUGCUGUUCUGUCCUGUCCUGCAGCCGGCUGUUCAUGUGCCAUGAAGAUCUGCAGACCAAAUUUUUCCGCACCCUUGGCCGGGCCCAAGUUGAGGACAUCACAAGUCUCAGGCUGUCUGCCGAAGAUUCCACCUACUGUGUCAUUGUAAGGUUCAGUUUUAUACUUUUUAAUAAACCCAAUCAUCUCAAAGAUAUUUUUACCAUUAAAUUUAUGAUAACAAAUCUUACAUCACUUCCAAAUUAAGUAAACUAUGAUUUAUACUUCAUUGAUUAAACAAUUAGUGCAUUGUCCGUCGUCCCCCCCCCUCGCCUGAUUAAACAAUCGGUGCAUUGUCCCCCUUGAUUUUAAUUUUUUUUUUAAUUUGUUAAGUGAAGUGAAAUGUUGAUGUGCUAUCACAUCACAAACUAAAUAUAGAUAUAAACAUGAGUUGCAGUAAGCUCUAAUUAUUAACAGUAGUUCUUGCCCUUACUCUCCAUGAACCUUACACACUUUUGAAUGGCUCUUCUACUCUUAUGCAUUCCAGGAAUUUGAGUCCCAAGAACCUGGCGUCUCCAGUGUCCAGUGGGUCUUUUAUUUCACAUCUCCACAAGAUCUGGACAGGUUUAAGGCGGCCCUCACUGCAGUGUGGGGGGAAACAUUCCAGGUAAUUUCCCAGGAUGUCAAAUACCCUUUACAGUCUGAUGUGUAAUGUUUGUUGAUGUGUGAUGUUUGUUGAUGUGUGAUGUUUGUUGAUGUGUGAUGUUUGUUGAUGUAUGAUAUUUGUGUACAUUGUUGCCCCGAGGGAAAAAAAAAAAGCAAUGAGUACCUGUUUGUAAUGAGUCAUACACAAAAAAUAACCACCAGAGUCUAAUAAUUUUUAUUUAAAACUGAAAUGUAAAUCACAUUCGGCCGGCAUAAACAAUUGGUGAGACUCGUAUGAAAUGAAAUAACAUAUCUUUAUUCAGAUUAGCUCAAUGUCUUAACAGCAAUAUAUUUUUGCUAACCAUUGCAUUAUUUGAGACACCACCAGACUCCCCCUGUAUGCACCAGUACUAAAACUCCAACUUAUGAAGAAAAGACAUUACUCCUUGGAGUAUGCAUAAAAAUUUAUUCACUUCAGUCAGUUUAUCGACCAUUUUAAGUUAUUCAUAUUCCAUUCCCCAAUAUUUAACAUUGUGUAACAUUUCUCAUUUUCCUUUUGGCAGGUUGAGCUGCCAAUAUUACCUCUUGACGAUCUCAGCCUCCAGUGGACAUGUCACUCGCACUCCCAACAGUUACAACAACAGCUGAGCUUCAGAUAACACGAGACUGGCAGACAUGUCACUAGGCAGGCAGACCUGUCGUUACCCUAACUGAUGUUUUAAAUCCCAGUGGACUCAAUUCAGCUGUGAUGUUUCUACUAGGACAGCUUCCAGAACAGACAUUUUGUGUCCAGGAUUUUGUAGGCAAUUAGUAUAACUAUUUCCUAAAACAUUUUAAAACCGGGCUACCCCAGGAGCUAAUUGGGCAAUAUCAGGCCCCCUGUGCCAUUUUAUUCUGUGAAGACUUUAUCCAUGAAAGGAUCAACUGAUAAGAUUUGAUCACCCCGCGGUUUUGUUUGCCGUUGGUCUAUGGAGAUUGGAUCACCAGGUUUUUUUGGGUCUGUGGGUCGUCUUUUGACAACAUUAAAAUAUGAUAUUGUCUCUGAUAGGAGGACAAGGUUACCAUUUAUCUGUGAGCUUUUGGCUUGCCUAGUGAAGUGCCAUCUGUGUCAGUGUGCCUCUUUAGUUGUUAUUUGCUCUUUUGUGAAAUAACUGGACAUUGGUAAAUGUGAAAUAAAUGGACAUUGGUGAUUGAUAGUGUGAAAUAAAUGGACAUUGGUGAUUGAUAAUGUGAAAUAAAUGGACAUUGGUGAUUGAUAAUGUGAAAUAAAUGGACAUUGGUAAAUGUGAAAUAAAUGGACAUUGGUAAUGUGAAAUGAAAGGACAUUGGUUAUGUGAAAUAAAAGGACAUUGGUAAUGUGAAAUAAAUGGACAUUGGUAAUUUUUUUUAAUCAUGAUGAAAGGUCAUUGUCCUGGCUGAUCCAAGGUCAGCAUGGCUUCUGUUGAAAUUUUGAAAGGAAAAAAAAAAACUUCACACCAGUCCCUGUGAUUAUUUAUUCAGUACUGAAUAUGCCAGUUUCUGUUUAGUAUUGUUUCCUUAUGUUCUGACACAUGACUAAUUAUUUUAGUCAGCCAUCCCGCGUCUUGUUCCUUCUUUGGUGACAGUGGGAACAUGUGAGAUGUGAUAUCUCUUUAUUUUAUCAUGUUUCCAUGCGUUGACAUUUUUGGGCUAACUCUUUUGCAGCUUGACAUUACAACUGACAUGACACAAAGAGCUGACAUGACACAAAGGGCUGCCUUUACGAAGAGCUGACAUGACAAAGAGUUGACAUUAUAGAGAGAUAAUGUUUCAAACAUCUGACAUUUGCAGAUGUUAAAAUUUGGCUGUACAUAUGGGAAAAACUGCAACUAUAAAUGGCCAGAAAAAGUUUAACAAUCACGAGGACAUGACUGAACGACAUGACUGAACGCAUCCCUAAAAGUUUUGAUCAACUUGGUCAUAAUGAGACUUGUUGGACGUGAUUAAUCAGCAUUUGUCAUGUACACUUGAAGUUAAACAUUUUUGUUGACAAGUAACUUCCCAAUCAGCUGUCUUGACAAUAAUUUCUAGUUCUAUAAACACUAGAUUUUAUGUAGAAAUAUGGUUUACCUGGGCCUGUAUAAAUGUGAAGCUUAACUGUACUCAGCCAGCAACCAUGCGUUGAUGAGAUCAUCCAGAAUAUUGAUCAGGGCAAACACACUGUUGAUCAGUUGUGUUCAAGUUUGCCCAUUAUAGAACUGAUUGAUGUUAAUCGCAUUCUGUUUUUUUGGUUGGUCACCAAUUUUCACAAGUUUGAAUCGCAUGAUUGUUAAAUAACAAAAUGAGAUUUCAAUCUUAUAUUUUGAUCCUAACAAAUUUUGG